CUGAUAAGCACUGUAGGUCACGCCAUUGCUCCAGAUUCUUCACUCGCCAUGGAGAGGGUGUUAGUUUUCCUGGUGACAGUGUGGGGCGUGGGCGUGGCCCAGUACUACCCCUACUGCACCGUCCCCCAGUGGGAGGGUUACCAGAGCACCUACGGGGGUAUCUUCCGAGAAGGGCAGGUUGUUUUAGACGAGCUGCUGACGGGGGUGGCGUAUGACCUGAACAACACCAGGCUGGCUCUCUUCACCAGCGGCACGACAGGAGGCGUCAGCCGCAAGAUCGACUACAUCUACAACUACCAAGAGCGCAUCCUGUACACCAUAGAGGGACCCACCUGUAAAAAAACGCCACUGACAGAGCCGUUCAAGAAACAGUGUACACCGAAGGGCGCUGUUAUGACGUGGGGCAAGACGUGGCUGGGAGGGGCGGGGCCAAACGACGAGUUGUGGAUCGUUGGCUUCACGGGGCAGCUGAACAACAUCAGCUACCACAUAUCCUUCAACCAGUUCCCCAUCGUCCCCGUGUUUGAGACGCUGAUGGGGGAAGUUGACGGAGUGUCGCUGUAUCAGAACUCCAACUUCAUGAACGUCACGGUUGGCAUCAAGGACCCCGCAGUGUUCACCCCGCCGCCGUCGUGCAAGGCCGUGGCCGUCGAGUUCCUGUUUCAGCCGCCAGACAGUUCCACCCGGCGUUCCCACGGCAUCCUGACGCUGUAGAACUCCCACGUGAUCUCAGGAAAUGGCAAUUUUGUCAUAAAGAACAUGCAUUUUGUUUCUCA
Haliotis rufescens (red abalone) is the source of this 776-nucleotide messenger RNA. Its product is annotated as mammalian ependymin-related protein 1-like. Gene Ontology annotation, biological process: cell-matrix adhesion. The coding region runs from base 49 to 714 and encodes 221 amino acids. Gene Ontology annotation, molecular function: calcium ion binding. The transcript has 6 exons. Gene Ontology annotation, cellular component: extracellular region; lysosome. Lineage: Eukaryota; Metazoa; Mollusca; Gastropoda; Lepetellida; Haliotidae. The record is from RefSeq and is a predicted model, not a curated record.